Messenger RNA from Prorocentrum cordatum, 441 nucleotides. NCBI's taxonomy places the organism in Eukaryota, Dinophyceae, Prorocentrales, Prorocentraceae. The record is from the annotation of a GenBank genome assembly.
GCCCAGGCGGCGCUGCCCCCGCUGCGGCAGCGCCCCCCGCUCAUGCGCCGCCUGCCGCGGCGCCUCCCCCGGCGCCUCCUGCGGCGCCUCCCGCGGCCAAGGUCACCGACAUCAUCAAGGAGUACCACGCUAGCCUGUGAGGAGCCGCCGGGCCGCACGGCGUCUUCGCCUCUCCGCCCGCUCCUCCUCCCCUCCUUCCCACGACUCCUUCUUGUCGCACCCCUAGACAUGUCGGCUGGGCGGGCCAGGCAUCUCGCUUAAGAGUUCUUCGCUUCUUUGGAGUUGCUGCGAAUACAGUCGGUACCUUUUUUCCUGCACGACGAGGUGGCCUUCGCUGUCUAAGAUAAGUAGCUGCAGUGCAAUGCGUAGGUAGCCUCACCCACGCGUUGCUACGCUCGGCGGGAUGCGCUUUCGCCAAAACGUGGACCGCGUACGAGGCAG